Messenger RNA from Onychostoma macrolepis, 2522 nucleotides. RefSeq names its product GTPase IMAP family member 9. The transcript has 2 exons. NCBI's taxonomy places the organism in Eukaryota, Metazoa, Chordata, Actinopteri, Cypriniformes, Cyprinidae. Gene Ontology annotation, molecular function: GTP binding. The coding region runs from base 108 to 1145 and encodes 345 amino acids. The record is from RefSeq and is a predicted model, not a curated record.
GAAGCUUUAUGGAGAUUUGGAACAUUAGGUCUUAAUUUCUGACAUGUGUUUAAGCAUUUGUAAAUAAGACUAAAAAGAUCCAUGAUUUUGGUUUUGGGUAAGCUUGUAUGAAAAGAAAAUGCUUUGGUGAUGUGGAACUAAGGAUAUUGGUUAUCGGGAGCAGUGGUCCAUCUCAGUUCCUCCUCACCAACUUUAUUUUGGGAAGGGAGGUGUUCUCCGAGGAAGUCUAUAGUAUUACAAGCAGCCAGAAAAAUAUGGGAGAGUUAGUAGGAAGACGGGUCACAGUGGUCAACGGACCGAACCUGUAUGACAAACACCUGUCCAAGUCCAAGAUGAGAAAAGAGCUGAGAAGAUCAAUGUGCUUGUCGACUCCUGGACCUCACGCCAUACUCAUCGCAUUCGACCUUGAGAGGAUCUCACCCAACGAUAUGAAGACUCCCAAGCUGGUUAAAGAUCAAUUUGGAGAGAACGUCUUGAAUUACACAAUGAUCCUCUUGGUUUACGACGGGCAUCUGAGAGGCAGAGCGCUCAAUGAUAAGGUCAUGAGAACCGACUGGCAUCUGAGGGAGCUCGUAGAGCAGUGCAACUGCUGCUAUCAUGUCUUCAGUAAGAACUGGAGGAACCGCAGCGGGAACCGAGAGCUCCUACAUAAGAUCGAGCGGAUGCUGCAGACUAUGGGCGGGCACCAUUAUAUUAACAGAUCUUACAAGAGAGCAGAGGAGAGCGUCAGAAACGAGGAAAGAAAGCUACGCAAGAAGAGACAAUCUGAGACCCAGAGGAUGUGCCGGGAAAUGGAGGCGCAGUUUCGGGGGGAUGAGCUGCGCUGGCAGAUGGACUCCUACAAUGCAAGGGUUGGGGCAGAAAUCAGGGCAGAGGCCGAGCUGCAGAAUAGUUGGCUUAGGACAUCACUGGCUGUGGGACUGGGACUGGGGUUUGUGGUUGGAGCCACCAUGGGAAUGAUCGUGGGCUCUGUUGAAGGGCCGGCAGGGAUGGCAGUGGGAGGGGCUUUGGGCGGUGUUGUGGGUGGGGCUUCGGGUGCUGCUGCACAGCUGGCCAUUGAACACUUGGAUGACAGAGUGGGAUCACAUCCAGCCAAUUUUAAUACAGCUUUUAUUAACCGCUUCUAUCGGGCACCUCCAGUCUGAAUGCAGAGAAGAUUUGGGUGGGGAUUUUUUUGUCUUUAAAGCUGACCAGGUUUGCCAGGUCUGCGUAACAAUAUUAGCUCAACUGGUUCUUAAAACUAUCACAGCCAAAACCAAUCACGCUCUGAGGAAAUGGCUAUACAGUAGGCAGAAAACAGUAUGUGAGAUGGGUAGUAUAUCUGAACCCAUAGUACAUUCAUAAAGCAACACGCAAAAAGUACUGGAAGUCCUACUUCUACAAGUGCACAUCUGAUUCGACACUUUUUUCUCUAUAGGGAAAUUGAUUUUGAUAAACCUUUUAAAACAGACCUGUUGUGAGCACAGAGGUUAUUACUCAAUGGUAUAUGCUUUUGUUGAAGCCGCCAGCCUUCAUUAUUUCAACUUAUUUUUUAAAUAAUUGUGUUUAAGAGUGGAAAAACUACAUUACCCAUUUUCUGCUGAGAAUCAACCAAUCAAAAUCUUUUUUUCUUUUUUUUUUCAGCAUCAUUUUUAAUUUGAUUAUGUCAUUUACAGUGCUUCAUGGGAUUGCAGUUCUUUACCUCACUAAUAUACCUUUGGCUGGUUGGGUUGACUGAUUGCCUUAACACUUACACAAAAUACUUUUUUAAAAAUCCCUAUGGCAUAAAUAAGUCGCAAAAUACACAAAGAACUAUUACAUGCAUCCAGACAACAAAUAGGGUGCAUUUUCAUUUCAUGCAGAUUUUAAGUUGGAAUGAAAAGUGUUUAUAUAUUGAUAUUGAUAUUUCUUAUGAGCAUUUGCAUUAAUCAGUGAAAUAAAUAUAUUUUGGAUCUGUAUUAAUCUCUAGAUGUAGUUUUUAGAGUGCAUUACAAAUUACUCUGCAGAGAAUUCCAUAAAAGAGAAAAAGAACUUCUCACACACACAAAAAUAAAUAAAUAAAAAACUUUUUUUAUAGUAUUUCGACACACCCCUGGACACACAGUAACUUUUAUGACGGUAUAUAACUAACUACUUUAGAGGUUAUUUAACUUGUGUUACAUCAGGUAUGGUUUAUAUGGGGUCCAAAAGUCUCAGACCACAAGACACCAUUUUGAAUUUUUCUAAUGUUAUACAUGUUAUAACAGUUUACUGAAAAGUUUGCUAAAUUGUAUUGAAUUCUACAUUCUAGAAUAUUCUUAUGUGGUUUGUCCUAUAUUUUUGCUUUGAUUUUUUCUGAACAUGUUAUCAAGCACCUUUCUGUUUUAAAUAAAAAUGUAUCUUGGAUUUCUAGCUGCCAUGUUCCAGUGUUUUUUAAGUGUGACAGUAGCAGAUAUAUAUGGCAGUAUUUUGAGUUAAUAUUUUGAACCACAUUAGGGCUGUGCACAGACAUUUUGAGGGGCAGUUUAUUCCAAACCAAGAAAAAGGGCACCAAACCGCCACCC